Spodoptera littoralis (African cotton leafworm) is the source of this 930-nucleotide messenger RNA. NCBI's taxonomy places the organism in Eukaryota, Metazoa, Arthropoda, Insecta, Lepidoptera, Noctuidae. The record is from the annotation of a GenBank genome assembly.
AUGGCUACAGAAGUAAGUGCUCCGUCGAUGCCGCAGCUGCAGUCAGUGCAGAAGGCCAUGGCUUUACCCACAGUUGAGGCUGCCGUUGGACAAGUCGGAGCUUUCUACACAAGAGUCAAAGGAGCCCACUCCUUGCUAGAAUGGGCGCUAUCCACUGCUGAGGCGGGUAUGUACCGUGCAGCCAACACAGCGGCGCCCUACGUGGCGGUGCCCCUUGCUGCUGGAGACGCCAAGGUGGCCGCCGUCAUCGACGAACUGGAGCGCCGCGUCCCGCUCGUUACAGAACAGCCCAAGGUCAUUGUCGAGACCACUAAACAAGCAGUCCUAUCCAGAAUCUCACCACAUGUUAAUAAGGUAUACACAGCCAAGACAGCAGCCGAGAACCGCGUCCACUCUCUUAAGGAGCUCUCAUGGGCGAAGGCUAACGCGCUGCUGACUACAGCUUACGGCCAGAAGGUGGUGCACAGCGUGGAUGCUGGUGCAUCAUACGCAAUGCAGCUGCUCGACCACUACCUACCAGCUGUCGGAGCUCAGGAGGAAACUAGCAAUGAAAUUGUAGCGGUGUCGAACGACCCGGCGCUGCACACAGUGCAGACUGUCGGUCGGCUGAGCGCCGUGGCAGCGCGCCGCGUGUGGGCCAACCUCGCAUACAAAGUUAACGAGCUUAGGAACUCAGGUGUGGAACUGGAUGUACGUCGGUACAUCACCGCGUUGUUGGCAGCCCUGCAUCUUGCUAAAGUGACCAGUGACCAGCAACAACAAGAGAAAGAGCAAGAGCAGCAGGAGAAGGAGAAGUUCCAGACCCCGGAGCCUUCGUCCCCUGCGUCGGCUACCUCCUCCCCUCCCAAGAACACGGAAGAAUCCUCCCCCACCACCGCCAACAAAGUGAAAUCCACACCUGAAUCCAAGUCUACAGAAACUUCUAAUUAA